GCGUCCCGGCCCGUUUAAGAGGCCGCGCGCGGCUGGAGGAGGGCCGCAUCGGCGCUAUAAAGGGCGGUGGCGCGGCGGCAGCGGGGACAGCGGGGCCGCGGGGACGGCGGAGGCGGCUCCCGGUGCCGCCAUGGAUUUCAACGUGAAGAAGUUGGCGUCGGACGCCGGGGUUUUCUUCUCCCGCGCCAUGCAGUUCACUGAAGAAAAGUUGGGCCAGGCUGAGAAGACUGAACUGGAUGCUCAUUUUGAGAACCUUCUGGCCAGGGCAGACUGCACCAAGAACUGGACAGAGAAGAUCUUGCGCCAGACAGAGGUUCUGCUACAGCCAAACCCUAGUGCCAGAGUAGAAGAAUUCCUCUAUGAGAAGCUUGACCGGAAGGUGCCUUCCCGGGUCACCAACGGCGAGCUGCUGGCACAGUACAUGACAGAAGCAGCUAAUGACUUUGGGCCAGGGACACCUUAUGGGAAGACCUUGAUAAAAGUGGGAGAGACGGAGCGGCGCCUGGGCGCAGCGGAGCGGGACUUCAUCCACUGUGCCUCCAUCAACUUCCUCACCCCCCUGCGCAACUUCCUGGAAGGGGACUGGAAAACCAUAGCUAAGGAGAGGAGGAUCCUGCAGAACCGCCGCCUGGACCUGGACGCCUGCAAAGCCCGGCUGAAGAAAGCCAAAGCUGCCGAAGCCAAAGCAGCGGCUGUGCCUGACUUUCAGGAGACUAGACCUCGUAAUUACGUGCUCUCCGCCAGCGCCUCAGCGCUUUGGAGCGACGAGGUGGAAAAAGCGGAGCACGAGCUGCGGCUCACACAGACCGAGUUUGAUCGCCAGGCAGAGGUGACCCGGCUCCUGCUGGAGGGCAUCAGCAGCACCCACGUGAAUCAUCUUCGCUGUCUCCAUGAGUUUGUGGAGUCUCAGACCAACUACUAUGCUCAGUGUUACCAAUACAUGCUGGACCUGCAGAAGCAGCUGGGCAGAUUUUCAGGCACGUUCGUGGGCAACGCAGAAUCCACAUCUCCUCCCCCAGCUGCUGCCUCGCCUCCAGCCCUGGCUGCCGCCUCGCUCCCUGCUGUGCCCACCAUCCCCGUGGUGCCCACCGUUGUUGGGGUGCCCAGCACCGUGGCUGAGGCUGUCCUGAACCCCAGUGAAGUGAAGCCCCCGGCCAGCGGCACACGCAAGGCCCGAGUGCUCUACGAUUACGAAGCAGCUGACAGCACGGAGCUGGCGCUCCUGGCAGAUGAGAUGAUCACUGUGUACAGCCUGCCAGGCAUGGACCCAGACUGGCUCAUAGGGGAACGGGGCAACCAGAAAGGGAAAGUUCCUGUCACUUACUUGGAACUGUUGAGCUAAAUGUCUGCAGGAAGAAGAAUGUACAAGCAGAAUGCACCCCUCCUCCCCUGGCACUUCCAACGCGGGUUCCUCCAUCCGAGCCCACUGCUCUCUCCAGGGCUGACACUCCAUUGCUCCGAUGGCAAUUGUGGGAAAGAAGUGACAAAACUGUUACAGGAAGGUUUUGGGAAAGGGCUGAUGGCACCCAGGACUGGGUUUGUCCCCUGCAGCCUGCUUUGAGGUUUGUCCUGAUGGCACGAGAUCCCUGGCUGACUUUCCCCCCUGCCCUGUCCCGCUCCUCGCUGUGGCUCUCCCAGGGCCAGCACCCCCCUCCCUCAGCUGCUGCUCACAGGGUUUGGGUUUCACUUCCCUUGUGUCUGGUGUGGGUUGGUUCCUCUCUGCCCCUCCCUUCCUCUCUCCUUCAGCAGGAGCAUUGCCCAGGUCAAACCCUCCAGCAUUCCAGUGGGAAGUGGCCCACAAACCCUCUGACCCGUCCCAGCUCUUAAGGAAGCUGAAUGUGGGCACUCUGAGCCUGUUAAGCCCAUCCACCUCACUCCCCCAGGGGAGAACAGCAAUGGGAGGCUCUCCAGGAGCCCUGCUUGCUGUCAGGGUGCUUGGUGGCUUCCAUCUUGUCCUUUGAAGCUGGAAGGAAGCUUCUUUGUGAAGACCAACCUAAUCACAGGGCCUGUCUGUCAGAAACCAAACCUCAGUGCAAGGGACCAUGCAUCUUGCUUGCCUUUCCUCUGAGAAACUGCUCUUGGACUGCAAAGAGUUUACAAAAGCCUUUUUACAAGCUUUGCUCCCUGUGUUUCCUGUCCAGGCUUUUCUUUCAGCAGGACUGUUCCAGGCAUGUUUCAGCCUGACUUUCUUUUCAGCCAUUUAACCAACUCUCCCCUCCCACCUCAGCAGGGAACAGAGUUGGUGCCUCCCAGUGCAUUCAGGGCCAGUCCUGUUCCUGUCACCUCCUCCUCGGAGCUCUUCUUGGCCCUGCACACACUGAGGGAUCCCCACUGCCCUCCAGGUGGGUGGUGGUUUAGCUCUAAGUGCUUUUAAUCCUGUAACAAGCUCUUUAGAGCUCAUCUACACAACUUCCACUGCUGUGGAAUGAGUUUCCCACUGAAACUGGACGGAAGAGAAAGUCACCUGCACCAAGCUCUGUGUUCACACCCUUCCCCUUGGUAUGUCACAACCACCUUGGCUUGUUUCUUGAUCUUUUUGCACUUUCCCCACCAGUAUUGUGACCACUCUAAUGUAACAGGGCACUGAGCCCCUGUCUCUGUAGGGCUCGUGGUUUUCAGCACUUAUUUGCCAAUAAACAAACUGCCUGAG
Colius striatus (speckled mousebird) is the source of this 2650-nucleotide messenger RNA. RefSeq names its product SH3 domain containing GRB2 like, endophilin B2 (gene SH3GLB2). Gene Ontology annotation, molecular function: protein binding. Gene Ontology annotation, cellular component: membrane; cytoplasm. Lineage: Eukaryota; Metazoa; Chordata; Aves; Coliiformes; Coliidae. The transcript is spliced from 11 exons. The record is from RefSeq and is a predicted model, not a curated record. Gene Ontology annotation, biological process: membrane organization. Bases 131 to 1342 code for a protein of 403 amino acids.